AUGCUUACUUUGACGAGCAGUGAUGGUGAAACAUUUGAAGUGCCAAGGGCGGUAGCAUUUCAAUCCGGAACGAUACGUCGCAUUUGCUCGGGUAUUGAAGAUGCCGGCACAAUUCCUUUAAUUAAUAUUUCCAGCAUCAUUCUCCCGGAACUCAUUCAAUACCUCGAGACUAGCAUCGCAGACGAGUGGAAUGCUUUCAAAAACUUCAAAGCUCAGCUUGUGAAUGCUGAUUUAGAAAAAUUAAAAGCUUUUGUGCGGGCAGCAACGUUUUUGGAGCUCCCCAACCUCGCGAAUGCCGCAGCUGAGGCAAUCAAGCCGAUGGUCAAUACUGACUAUGAAAAAUCUAUUACCCAGGCUUUUAACUUUUAA
Nicotiana tabacum (common tobacco) is the source of this 369-nucleotide messenger RNA. The record is from RefSeq and is a predicted model, not a curated record. Lineage: Eukaryota; Viridiplantae; Streptophyta; Magnoliopsida; Solanales; Solanaceae.